AUGGAGGUGGAUGGCCCAAUCAAGCCUCACCUAGAGGCCGGUCGGACAAAACGGGCCCGAGUGGUGGCUGUUGAUGCCUCGAUCGAUGUGGCUUGGAGGAAAGCUAGGUCUGCUAAUCGACAGCGAGGUAUCUCACCUGUUCCCAGCGCCUCGUGGGUUCCCAAAAAAGUAGCUGAAGGGUGGCCGAGACAUCGGAGGCUGAUCCUGGAGCAAGAAUCAGAUGAGUUCAUACUCGGUGAAAUUCCCUCCCCCAUGCAAUCGAAUGACUCGACUAAAGUUGGGGUACCUUAUCGGCGCUGCCCUUCUGAAAAUAAGUUGGAUUACGCCACCUCCCCCGGGAAUCGCUUAUCCAAUCUAGGAAGACUCGGGUGA
This is a messenger RNA of Linum trigynum, 372 nucleotides long. NCBI's taxonomy places the organism in Eukaryota, Viridiplantae, Streptophyta, Magnoliopsida, Malpighiales, Linaceae. The record is from the annotation of a GenBank genome assembly.